This is a messenger RNA of Oncorhynchus mykiss (rainbow trout), 5037 nucleotides long. Its product is annotated as inositol polyphosphate-4-phosphatase type I A. NCBI's taxonomy places the organism in Eukaryota, Metazoa, Chordata, Actinopteri, Salmoniformes, Salmonidae. The record is from RefSeq and is a predicted model, not a curated record. Gene Ontology annotation, molecular function: phosphatidylinositol-3,4-bisphosphate 4-phosphatase activity. Gene Ontology annotation, cellular component: cytoplasm.
UUUAAUUCAAACACAUUCACUUAGACAUAGGAUGUUAUGUAUUGUGUGGCUGUAGGAUUGUGACGCAGAGAACAUGACUCAUAGCCAGUCAGCUAGUGGCCGAGUGGGAGCGAUAAGACACAGCUUAUCAAAUCGGGAUCAAGGCUGGGUUGUUUUUCUGGUGGAAUGCCUCUUUAUAUAGAGGUGUGGAAACACUGAGCAGAGCUCCAUCGCUAAGAGACCAGAGAUGAAGAGACCGUCACACAGGAAAUGAUCAUUCCAACACACACAGGGAUCUGAUCUGAAGAGAGUGUUUGUGUGAGGAGGGCGUGUGGUGUCUGUUCUUAACCCCCUCCACCCCUUACCCAGAAUCCUCUUCUCCAACCCCUCAGACCCCUAACCCCUGACCCCCAAGCCAUGAUGUCGGGGAAGGGGAAGGUUAGCCCGCGUCACCGGCCAUGGUCCGUAUACCGUGCUAACACCUUUGACCACUCUGCUGAGAUGAUGGGACUGACACUGGCAGGUAACAGUCAGGACCCAGAUGAACCGGUGUUGGAGUUCAGUCUGGCCUGCAGUGAACUGGUCACACCAGCGUUUGAUCGUAAGCCAAUCAGCUUUGUGGCGGUCAGCUGUACAACUCCUCCCCAGGCCUUCUGGACCAAACACGCUCAGACAGAGAUCAUAGAGGGUACCAGUAAUCCUAUCUAUCUGAGUAGUAUAGCAUUCUUCCAGGACUCUCUGAUCACUCAACAGACGCAGGUCAAGCUGUCUGUGUACGACGUCAAGGACCGCUCCCAAGGCACGAUGUACCUGCUGGGAUCAGCCAUGUUCCCAGUUAAGGAGCUUCUGCAGGACAAACACCACAGACUCCACCUAACCCUCAGGUCAGCGGAGAGCGAACGCAUGGGCAACAUCACCAUCAUCGCCUGGCAGAUAGAAGAGAGGACAGAGCAGAGAGCCACCGCGGCCCGGCAGGACACUAUCAAUGGCAGGAUGAUGCUUCAAGUGGAUGACAGCCUGACUGAGUCAGUGAACAUCAGGGCCAAGUCUGCAUCUCUGUGCAAAGACACACUGCUUAAGGCUGUUUUUGGGGGCACCAUGUCACGUAUGUAUCGAUUCCCCACCACGGAUGGAAACCACCUGAGGAUCCUAGAGCAGAUGUCUGACAGCGUCCUCUCUCUACACAUCCCUCGACAGUUUGUCAAACUACUGCUGGAGGAGGACGCUGCCAGGGUGUGUGAGCUGGAGGAGUUGGGGGAGUUAUCUCCAUGUUGGGAGAACCUGAGGAGGGAGAUCAUUUCUCAAUACCAGACCAUCAUCCUCACCUACCAGGAGACCAUCUGCGACCUGCACCAAUAUAAAGGUCCAUCCUUUAAAUCCAGCACUCUGAAAGCAGAGAAGAAGCUGGAGUUCAUCCCCACUAACCUGCACGUCCAGAGGAUGAGAGUACAAGGAGAGUCUGGCUAUGACAGGACCUAUGACGUAGUAACUAUAGGGGCCCCAGCAGCCCACUACCAAGGCUUUAAGCACUGUGGUCUCCGGAAACUUAUCCACAAGUUUGAGGAGGCUAGGAAACACGCAUAUGAGGAGGAAUGCAGUUCUGGGUCUAGCUCUAAGCCGGUGGCCUACCUGCCUCGGGACGUGUUGAGAGCGAAGGAGCUGAUUGGUCAGGUCAACACUUUGAAGACUCAGGUUUGCUACUACACCGAACGUUUGUCCCGCGCUGCCAAGGAACGCUCAGCCAACGCUCUGGAGAGAACCCUCGCCAUCCUCUCUGAGAAGACUCGUCAGUUGGUGACAGUCUGUGACUCUAAGCUGCUGUCCUCAGCCAUCCUAGCCCUUACUGCCGCCCGGCCGGAAUGCAUCGUCCAGAAGGGCAGUCCCUCCCCAUCGUCCCUCACCCCCUCUCCAUCCCGCUCCCCCUGUCGCUCAUCUACCUCACCCUGUCGCUCCUCUACCUCCCCCUCACGCCAAUCCACCUCCCCCUCGCGUCGCUCCAUCUCCCCUCGCCACUCAGUAUACGUGGAGGGAGAGAGGGGGAGAGGCAAGCGCUCCUCCCUACAGGCUGACUGGCAUGAGGAGGACUGGGAGAAGGUGUGGUUAAAUGUAGAUAAGAGUCUGGACUGUGUGAUCCAGAGGGUGGAAAGACUGCUGGCCAAAGACAGGCUGCAGAGUGACAGCAGCAGUGAGGAUGUGUUCCUGGAUGCUCAGCAGCUGACCAACGCCAUUACUAAGAGAAGUAUCCAUGGAAACAGGGAAGCCUUCUGGAUACACCCUGGAUCGUCAUCUUCAUCACCUCUUCUUCCUCCAUCAUCAUCAAUGUCAUCAUUCCCUCAUCUGAGCACCACAUGUCAAUCAAACCAUGAAAGACAAAAGCACUACAGCAGCCCAGACAUAGAAAAAGAAAAGCCCUCCCCAGGUGAAUGGAGUGAUGCGUUGUACCCUCUCCUGACCACCCUGUCCGAGUGUGUGUCUCUGAUGAGUGACAAGGCUAAGAAGUCCAUGGUGUUCCUCCUAAUGCAGGACAGUGCUCCCACCAUCGCCAUGAACCUCACGCUACAGUACCGAAGAGAUGUGGUCUUCUGUCAGACGCUGUCAGCUCUGAUCUGUGGCUUCGUCAUCAAGCUGAGGAACUGUCUCUGUGACGACGGCUUCCUCAGGCAGCUCCACACCAUCGGCCUGCUGGUCCAGCAUGAGGGCCUGCUUAGCACCUAUGGGGAUGAGCUGGCCAUGUUGGAGGACAUGAGUGUUGGCGUGAUGGAUCUGCGGAACGUCACCUUUAAAGUCACCCAGGCAACCUCGGUCUUCGGCCCAGACAUGCUGCCUGUCAUCACCGGGAACCGGGACGGCUUCAACGUCAGGGUUCCGUUACCAGCGCCGAUGUUUGAUGCGUUGCCGCGGGAGAUCCAGAACGGCAUGCUGCUGCGGGUGCAGCCUGUUCUCUUCAAUGUGGGAAUCAAUGAACAGCAGACACUGGCAGAGAAGUUUGGAGACACAUCUCUCCAGGAGGUGAUUAACAUGGAGAAUAUGGCUCGUCUCAGCUCCUACUACGACCAGUACAAAGAGGUCCUGCCUGAGGACUGCCUCCCUCGUACCCGUAGUCAGACCAGCCUGCCUGAGCUGCUGAAGCUGCUCGGUCAGAACAUCAGUGCCAGGAAGAGCAAGAACGUAGAGAUCCUGUGGCAGGCAGCGGAGGUGUGUCGGCGUCUGAACGGCGUGCGUUUCACCAGCUGUAAGAGUGCUAAGGAUCGUACAGCCAUGUCUCUAACCCUGGAGCAGUGUCUGAUACUCCAGCAGGAGCACGCCAUGGCCCCACAGGUCUUCUUCCAGGCCCUCGACUGCAUGCGCAGUGAGGGCUGCAGACGAGAGAACACCAUGAAGAAUGUAGGAUGUCGUAAAUACGCCUUCAACUCCCUCCAGCUGAAGGCCUUUCCCAAACAGUACCGCCCCCCUGAGGGCACCUAUGGGAAAGUAGAUACCUGAUUGGACAGCUGCCCAUCUCUCGAAGUAGCCAAUAGAAGGGGACAGAGACUAGACAAUGUCAACGUCAACAACAACAUAAAAACAAAAUAACUUCAUGAAAGCAACCGAUCCCUUUCUAUAGUGCUGACUCACUGUUGAUGUUAUCUGUGGUAGAUUGAUAGCGCUUCCCUCUCCUUUGCGAUUAGUAUCUCUGCGUUAUGGCAUGAGAACCACUACACGCACACAACAACAACAACAACAACAACAACAACUUAAAAACAGCUUUUGCAAUACAUUGUCACAGAUUGUAUUGAUGUAAAACAAACUUUAGUUCUAGAGCUGCAGUUGUUUUAGUUGUACUUAGAGCUCUUAUCAUGUGGCCUGGGUUCUUACCACUGUCUCUCAUGGAACAUUUAAAGUCAAUUUAAAGAGAACAAAACCUUUGUGUACAGAGCAUCAGUGUGUUAUUUGCUCAUGAUUAUACACAAGGAUUAGAUGUCGACACUUGUAUCUGUGAUGUAUGAAGACCCAUCCCAAGCGUAUUUGAUAAUGCAGCUACUGGACAGGGUUAGUGCAAAAUGGAGCGCCACUAUGCUGUGUUUUGGUUUUUCUACUGAGUCAAACAGUUGCAGUGACAGGGUUCAUCUGUCCCUUGGCCACUGCAUGUUUAUUUUAUGUUUUAUAUCUUGUCAUUGAGUGCAUGGUACAAUGCUCCACUAUAUUAGAUGCAAGCAUGGAUGGGGUUCACACACAACCAAAUUCAUCCAAAAACAACUCAAUUAAAAUAUAUGAUCACAUGCUUGUAGAUUGUAUUCAACUGAAAAAUAACAUAGUGUCCAAAUCUUGCACUCCCCCCAACCCCUGUCUGUUCAUAAAGUAAUGUUUAGAUCCAUGACCCAGGUGGUAGGCAUAUUAACUUUAAAUCAAACUAUAGACUCAGUCAAACUAUAACAUAUUAGCUUAGAGUAAGGACCAGUGUUAUAAGAAAUAUUAUGUGGGCAGCUUUUCUCUGCGAGUUUCAUCUCUUUUAAGAACCCCAGAGGAAUACUACAACACUGAUAGAAGCUAACUCACUCUGACGCUGCAGAGGGCGCCUGACGGACUGGACCACCACAGGAGCAACAAAACACGGCUUUAUUUGUACAACCGUUAGAUAGAAAAGCCUUACAUUAUUAUUGUACGUUUGGAUAUAAUGGACUGGUACAGUGCAUAGAAAGAAGUCUGUUUAAAAUGCACAGCGUUAUGCGUUAAAUUGUACUGUGAACCCCUCACUAGCUUCUGUUUCCAUGUUUAUCCAUAGCUUUUAUUGCACAUUACAGAGACAGUUUAUUUUUAUUUAGGAAAACAUUUUUAAACUUUAUUUUGCUGAAUAUUAUUGAUGCUGAUUGAUGCACUGAAAAUUGCUGAAAAAAGUUGCCAAAAUGCUGCGAGUUUUAUCCAUCCAUCCAUAUAUGUCAUGUAUUUUUCUUUGUGUGUAUUGAGCCACACACUUUCAGGUGAAAACAUCUGUAUCUGUACAGGUACAGGCUUUGCUGUAAAAUGUGCUUUCCCCCUCAACUCUGUAACUUAAAAUUAAAAUAUGAGCAGUAAACUGUU